Messenger RNA from Oncorhynchus gorbuscha (pink salmon), 1757 nucleotides. RefSeq names its product perilipin-2-like. The coding region runs from base 113 to 1399 and encodes 428 amino acids. The transcript has 8 exons. Gene Ontology annotation, cellular component: lipid droplet; cytosol. Gene Ontology annotation, biological process: positive regulation of triglyceride storage; lipid storage. Lineage: Eukaryota; Metazoa; Chordata; Actinopteri; Salmoniformes; Salmonidae. The record is from RefSeq and is a predicted model, not a curated record.
CAGAUAUUAUAAAUACGGACGCUGUCUGUUCACUGUCAAAUCAAACCUGAUAUAGAGUGAGUUACUAUACUGCUGGGAACAUCAUUUACCAAAGUUACCCAACAGAUUUGACAUGGAGUCAGUUGAAGUCGUCAAUAAUCAGAAUGUGGUUGAGAGGGUGGCCAACCUCCCCUUGGUGAGCUCCACCUAUGACAUGGUGUCCAGUGCCUACUGCACCACCAAGGAUAACCACCCCUACCUCAAGUCCAUGUGCGAGGUGGCCGAGCUGGGGGUGCGAACCAUCACCACUGUGGCCCUCACUGGUGCAGCGCCCAUCAUCGGCAAGCUGGAGCCACAAAUUGCCAUGGCCAAUGACCUGGCCUGUAAAGGUUUGGAUAAGAUUGAGAAGACCUUGCCAAUCCUGCACCAGCCUUCUGAUCAGAUUGUUGCCAACACCAAGGAUGCAGUGACCGGUGCCAAAGACGUGAUGUCUGUCACCGUCACGGGGGCCAAGGACAGUGUGUCUCACACCUUGACUAGCGCUGUGGACCGGACCAGGGGCGCUGUGCAGGACAGCGUGCAGAUGACCCGGGCUGCGGUCAGUGGUAGCGUAAACACGGUGAUGGAGAGCCGCAUGGCCCAGAUGGUCAGUAGCGGAAUGGAGACGGCCCUCACCACCUCUGAGCUCUUGGUGGACCGGUACCUGCCUCGCACUGAGGACGAGCUGGAAAUGGAGGCUAAAACGGUGAAAGGGUUCGACGUGGCCAAGGAUGCACCUAACUACUAUGUUCGUCUGGGCUCUCUGUCUACCAAGCUGCGUAAGAGAGCGUACCACAAGGCCCUGGCCCAGAUCAAAGACACCAAGCAGCGCAGCCAGGAGUCCAUCUCACAGCUCAACCACACUGUGGACCUGAUUGAUUACGCCAGAAAGAAUAUUGACGGAGCUAACCAGAAGGUGAAAGGCAAACUGAGCUCCCUGGUCGAGUGGAAGUCUAAUGAAGAAGAUGGCAAUGAGGCAGAGAACAUAGAAUCGAGGACCCUGGCGAUGGCGCGCUCCCUCACUCAGCAGCUGCAGACAACGUGCCUGGCUCUAGUCUCUGGUCUGCAGGGCCUUCCACAAAACAUCCAGGAGGAGGCGCUGUCCCUUAGCCACUCUGCCUCACAAAUCUACUCCAGCUUCAGCAAGGCGUCGGCGUUCGGUGACCUGUCGGAUGGCGUUCUAGCCAGCAGCAAGGCCCAGCUGAACAAGAUGAAGGAGUCGCUGGAUGACGUCAUGGACUACCUGGUGAACAACACACCCCUCAACUGGCUGGUAGGUCCCUUUUACCCCCGGCUGGCCCCACCCCACACCGCUGCAUCUUCCCCGUCCCAGAAAACACCAGCCCCCGCAGAGGUGGAGAUGAAAUCCAUGGACUCUUAAGCACUAGCUGCCUGUUUAACGACUUUCUAUCAUAUCCCAUAGUAUUAUUCCUUCAUCAAACAUCCCUGAGUCACACUAAUGAGCCUGCAUUUAUUCAGCAUGUUGAUGAAUAAAUGUUGACAUACUGUUUGACAAUAUUUAGGCAUUCCAACUGAACGUUGCUCCAUGUGUGCUCAAUAAUCUAGCUACAUUUGCCCAUGCCUUGUCUUAUGCAGCACAGUGCUUUUGAUAGUUGUUUUUGACAUCAUUUUAUAUCCUGUUGUAAUCAUAACUUGCCAUAUAGUAGUUAUAGACUCAUGUUAGCGCAUAACCAUGUAUGCUUUCAUCUUUAUAAAAGUCUAAUAAAUGGGUUAAUAUA